CUCUCGACCAAUUCGAGCCUCCGUCGUCAAUAGUGCUCCUGCGGCGGCCGUGACAGGGCUACACGAUGCCCAAAAUUCGAUCUAGCCGCCGGGAAGGGAUGAUCGUCGCCAAUGGGGCCCCUAGUGGAAUGCCGGGGAACAAUACUUAUCGCCCAAUAGCCACCAGACUAUCUAAUUUGUGGACGGUGUUGCUUCACUUCUUUGGUUGUCCUGUCCAGCCCAGUCAUUUUGUCCCUCGUGGUCAAUACAUUGUAAUACUGUAUAGAAGGAAGGGAUCAUGAUCCGUGCGGCAGCGUGAUCAAGCACCAGAGGUUCGAGCAUAAAUACUAGAAGUGUCGAUGAUGGCAUGCAUCAUCACUACCUCAUGGUACUACUUUGAAAAGUUG
Messenger RNA from Aspergillus ibericus CBS 121593, 386 nucleotides. RefSeq lists its product as uncharacterized. Bases 66 to 281 code for a protein of 71 amino acids. NCBI's taxonomy places the organism in Eukaryota, Fungi, Ascomycota, Eurotiomycetes, Eurotiales, Aspergillaceae. The record is from RefSeq and is a predicted model, not a curated record. The transcript has a single exon.